AUGCCUGUCUUAUCUGACUCAGUUAGAGCAAGAAGUUUGUUACGGGCUAACUUAGAAAAACCUAGUGUUAUAUUAAGAAGCAGAAUGCCGAACAUCAAAAUAUUCAGUGGCUCUUCUCAUCCCGAUUUAGCACAAAGGAUAGUCGAUCGUUUGGGUAUCGAUUUAGGAAAAGUUGUGACUAAAAAGUUUAGUAAUUUGGAAACAUGCGUAGAGAUUGGAGAAUCAGUUCGUGGAGAAGAUGUUUACAUCAUUCAAGCAGGUAGCGGUGAAAUAAAUGAUAAUCUUAUGGAAAUGUUAAUUAUGAUAAAUGCAUGUAAAAUUGCAUCAGCAUCAAGGGUAACAGCUGUUAUUCCUUGUUUUCCUUAUGCAAGACAAGAUAAAAAAGAUAAGUCUCGAGCUCCCAUUUCCGCCAAACUUGUCGCCAACAUGUUGUCCGUGGCAGGAGCGGAUCACAUAAUAACGAUGGAUUUGCACGCGAGUCAAAUCCAAGGAUUUUUCGACAUACCCGUUGAUAAUUUGUACGCGGAACCCGCCGUUUUGAAAUGGAUAAAGGAAAACAUACCCGAAUGGAAAAAUUCGAUAAUCGUGUCGCCAGACGCGGGAGGAGCCAAAAGGGUGACGUCGAUAGCGGAUCGAUUAAACGUAGAAUUUGCAUUGAUUCACAAAGAGAGGAAAAAAGCAAACGAAGUUGCUUCGAUGGUUUUAGUCGGAGAUGUUAAAGACAGAGUCGCCAUAUUGGUCGACGACAUGGCGGACACGUGCGGUACGAUUUGUCACGCUGCGGAAAAGCUUUUGGAAGCCGGAGCUACGAAAGUCUACGCCAUAUUAACACACGGUAUAUUUUCCGGACCUGCCAUAUCUAGAAUAAACAAUGCUUGUUUCGAAGCCGUCGUCGUCACGAAUACGAUUCCUCAAGAUGGCCACAUGAAAGACUGUCCGAAAAUACAGGUUCGAACACUAUAG
This is a messenger RNA of Pediculus humanus corporis (human body louse), 963 nucleotides long. Its product is annotated as Ribose-phosphate pyrophosphokinase I, putative. The transcript is spliced from 5 exons. Gene Ontology annotation, cellular component: ribose phosphate diphosphokinase complex; cytoplasm. Gene Ontology annotation, molecular function: ribose phosphate diphosphokinase activity; magnesium ion binding. NCBI's taxonomy places the organism in Eukaryota, Metazoa, Arthropoda, Insecta, Psocodea, Pediculidae. Gene Ontology annotation, biological process: ribonucleoside monophosphate biosynthetic process; purine nucleotide biosynthetic process; 5-phosphoribose 1-diphosphate biosynthetic process. The record is from RefSeq and is a predicted model, not a curated record. Bases 1 to 963 code for a protein of 320 amino acids.